UGUUUCUGAAAAAGGAUGAGGCACAACAUGGAAAAUUUGAAAAGUAUUGAAGUUGUAAUUCAAAAGAUGAAAGUUCUCAGCAAUGGCAGUUUCUGUGGAAAUGAAUUUAAAAACAAUGAGUUUCAUAAAUUAUGUUCAAAAAGUUACUCAUGUCACGAUUUUCUUAACAAGAGUGUUUUAAGUAUUAUGGAGUCAAGACUUGAACAAGUAAAGCAAACACCAGAUUUAUCAUUUGUCAAAGUCAAUGAAAUUUUAAAAGUUUGUGACUGUCAUGAAGAUAGUAAAUUUGAUCCUUUGCUCUGUUUAAAAGAUUUGUGCUAUCGUUUUAUUGUAACAUGUUUAAAUACUUUAGUUAACUUACAUGAUAUAAUCAAAUCAGAUGAUAUGUAUAAAAAUGAAACUGAUAUAUUAGGUAUAAAUGAUCAAAAAGUUAUCAAAGAUAUUUGUAAUUUAGUCAUUGCUUUUGGUAUAUUGCCUAAUUUACUUGAUGGUGUUGGUUUACCAGUUAAAAGCAAUCAUCGCCUAUAUAUUAGUAAACAUCCUAGAAAACUUUUUCUUGUUUUGAAGAUAUUUAUUUUUAUUUUACAAAAUGAGUUUUUAAUGGGCAUUUUAUUGCCUAUUUUGCGAAGUGAUCUCCUAGCUUCAUUAAUUCAGCUUUCCUACAAACCUUCAAAAAACAAGUUUCUAAAUUGCCCAUGCUUAACAAAUAGAGUUAUAUGCCAAUGUUGCAGUGAUAUCUGUGAGCAUGAGAAAGUCUGGUGUCAACAGAAACUUUUUUAUUUCUUAAAUUGUUCACCUCUGCCAUUAAUUGUUCGAGAACUUUUAGUAUUGCAAAGAUCAGAAACGGGAGGAAAGAGACCUAAGUAUGAAUGGUAUAAAAAUGCAAUUGGUGAUUUAAUAUCACAAUGCUUGAUGAGAAAAAAUGGUGUGAAUGCUGUUCUAACUGCUAUUCUCCAAAAUUGUGAUCAAGAUAAGUUAACUCCAGUACAGAUAAACACACUUGGUAAAGUUCUUGCAAAAGUGCCUAGGCAAAUUGAAACUAAAGAAGCAUAUUACAGUAUUAUCAUUCCUCAAGUUCUUGAUUUGAUAACGACUACACCUUCAAAAGAAGUUUCACACUUUAUUAUGGUUGCAAUCAAUUGCAUUGAAAAUAUAUUAGAAAACCAUUAUGACAUUGGAGCAACAAACAUUCAAGUUCAAGCUUUGUUCUCAUUAAAUAGUUUGUAUACUUCUGACUUUGUUGAAAUUGAUGAAAAUGAACUUUCAAAAGAGUUGCAACUUAUAUAUAAUGUUUGUGCUUCACAAUCAGUUGAAAACUUCAUUAUUUUGAUAACUAGGAAUAUACAUGCCUGUUUUGUAUUAUAUUGUAUGAUUGAUCAUCCUAUUAUAAAAAAAACGUUGAAGAAAACACUUGUCUCUAUUCUGUUAAAAAACUCCAUAAAAGACUGCACUGACUUUCUUGGGUUCUUUAUUUUACCCAAGAGUUCUCCUUCUACCCCACAAGUUUUACCUUGUGUAAAAAUAAAAUACAAGGGUAAAAAUGAUUGUUUUGAAAAUCAAAGUAUCACUGUCAUUGGUGAUCAUAAUAAUUUCUUUGAAGAGUUGCUUUCAUAUGCAGAAAUAACACUGGAUAAAAAAAUUAAAUCUUUGAUAAGCUUGCUUCAGAUUUCUUCGCUUGAAGAAAUACGAUGUGAAUUUUUUAUUGUCUUGCUUAUACGUUUGACCACUUUAAUUAAAAACGAACCUGAAAUGAAAAAAAACAAAUCUGUGCAAAUUGAUGAAAAAUCUGUACUCUCAGGUUGUUCAAUGGAACUCUUACAUAUUGAUAACCAAAUAGAAGAUAUCCAAGAAAAUAUAGUAGUUUUCAGUUUAAUAGCUGCUCUUAUGGACACAUUUGGACAUUCAGUUCUGAAAAAUACACCACAGAUUGUAAGUUUUGUUAGGUGCAUACUGAGUUGGUCAUGGUAUACAGAAGAAAAUUCUUUUAUUAUUUUGCACAAAGAAAAUGAGGCCAUUGACUUGUGUUUGUUAUUACUUUCAACAUUACUUGGAACUGGAAAGUUAACAAGUGCCGAUUUUGAAGUUAUGCAUGAGCUUCUUCCUGCACUAAAAAAUAUAUCACUCAAACAUGGAAAUCAGAGCACUCGCAAUAUGGCGAAUGAUUUACAUGUGUUUAUAGCAACAUACGGUGCAGUGACUUUACAAACCAGUUCUAAUAUUUCAAAUCAAACAGAUAAAAAAACAGAUUUUUCCAGUGACGCUGCUUACCAUGAUGCCAUGAAAGAUUUGCUAGAUCCUCUGCUUCCAACGAGAGGUCAUGCUCUAUUUCAGCUAUCAAAACUAUUGCAAAAGCGAAAUAAAUUGGCUGUCAAAAAUUAUGACAAGCUUCUAGAUAUCUUCGAGGCCAAUCUUUCUCAUGAAGAUACCUAUUUAUAUCUAGCUUCUUUAGAAGGGUUGCUGGCAUUAGUUGAUCUUAACCAUAAACAAGUGUUACCUGUUCUUUGUCAAAAGUUUGCACAAAUUCAAGGAAAGAACGAAAUUUUAUCAAGUGAAUUGCGCAUGAAAUUGUGUGAAGCUAUUGUAAAAUCAUGUCAUUUAUGUGGAAGUUUACUUCCUUCAUAUACUCAAUUUGUAAUACCAGCCCUUUUAAUUGGUGUGAAAGAUUCAGAUCCAUUUGUUCGAACCAGCAGUUUGUCUGCACUCGGAGAUGUUUCAGGGCUGCUACAAUUUAGUGUAGAUCCUUAUCUUGUUGAGAUUAUUUCUGCAGUAUAUCACGUUGUUUCAACAGAUAAAUCAUGUGAGGUACGGAGAGCUGGUAUUCAAGUGUUUUCUUUAAUGUUCAAGGGCAUGGGUACAAGAUUGCUUCAGAUUGUUUCCGCUGAAAUAAAAGAAGUUUAUCGUUUUUUAAAUUUGGUAGCACGAACUGAUGAGGAUGAACUCACAAGAGUACAUGCCGGAAACGCCUUAAACAUUUUAGACGACAUAAUGAAAGAAUUGCUUUCUAAAAAACCUUCUUUUCAAAAGAAAAUUCAAGUACUUCCUGAUAUUUAAGUUUUGAACGAUGCUUUUUUUUAGGUUUAAAGUUUCUGUUUUUAUUGUUUAAUUAAUUUUAAUAUCUUAUUUCUAUUUUUAUAUCUCAUUUAGUUUCUUAUAACAAACUAAAAAUAGAAUUUGUAAACAUAAAUGUAGCUAUUGACAAAAUGAUGAGUUUACAUUGUGUCGAUUGUUUCAGUUUUCUUUU
Messenger RNA from Hydra vulgaris (swiftwater hydra), 3241 nucleotides. RefSeq names its product transport and Golgi organization protein 6 homolog. The record is from RefSeq and is a predicted model, not a curated record. Gene Ontology annotation, biological process: protein secretion. NCBI's taxonomy places the organism in Eukaryota, Metazoa, Cnidaria, Hydrozoa, Anthoathecata, Hydridae.